AUGGACGCCAACACCGACAAUGAGUCUCAUGCCACAACGGAUAAGAGAGAUGCUCUCCAGGUCAUCGAGAAGAAAUACCAGAAGUUAUAUGUUAACGGCACGCCGCACUUUGGCCACGUCUUCACUGUGUCCAAGGUGGACUUCGCAGCUCGUGUUGCGAGAGCCCAAGGGAAGAACACCUUGUAUCCCCAGGGCUAUCAUGCAACUGGUAUGCCAAUAAAGGCCUGCGCCCACAAGCUCGUAAAUGAGAUCGCCAUGUUCGGAAGCACCUUCGACGGAUAUGUGGAAGCAAGCGUCGUGGACGACGGUCCAAGCGACCCGCCGGCGCAGCCACGUCCCAGAGAAGACGGCACCAAGUUUACAAACCUGAAGAAGGGUAACAAUGCCUCCCUAUUCUGGCAAAAGCACCCUACCGACUUCGGGUGCGGUAUUGACUGGCGCCGAAGCUUUAUUACAACCGACGCCAACGGAUACUACGACUCAUUCGUGCGCUGGCAGGACAAACGUCUCAACAUUUUUGUGGCAACCACUUGGACGUCUUGGCAAGAGAAGUAUGUUGAGCUGGUCCGGAACAUGUUUGAUGGUGUUACCCUAGAUGUGAAGAGCCUUUCCAAGAAGAUUGAAAAGGCGGAGAUGAAGAAGGCUAUGCCAUUCAUUCAAGACCUCAAGCAUAAACUAGAAACAGGAUCAUCCCAAGAAUCGGUCUUCGACAGAGCACUGUUUUUUGACGAACGCCAUGUAUUGGAAGAGAUGGUACUGUUGCUGAAGUCAACAGUGCCAAAGCUGAGAGAAGUCAAUAUCAUCGUUACUGGGGGUGGAGAUAACCGUUUGAAGGAUUCGCCCGCUGCUAGCAUGGCCGAGCCAGUGUUUGCUUCUCUCGAAUUCGUCAACCUGUAG
Molecule: messenger RNA, 897 nt
Organism: Lasiosphaeria miniovina
Lineage: Eukaryota; Fungi; Ascomycota; Sordariomycetes; Sordariales; Lasiosphaeriaceae
Exons: 5
Coding region: 1-897 (298 amino acids)
Biological process (GO): leucyl-tRNA aminoacylation
Molecular function (GO): leucine-tRNA ligase activity; ATP binding
Source: RefSeq, a predicted model, not a curated record